ACCCGGGCUGCCGACUCCAGCUCAUUGUGUUCAGCCUGCGAUGUGGCGGUUGCGGUUUCUCGCCGCGGGCAGAGGCUCCUCCAAGGGCAAUCCUGUGGUGACCAGGUACGGCGGGCAGAGCCGCGUCGGGAGAGCGGGAUCGGCCGUGGGGUAGUCGGGCCCCGGGGGGCAGGGCUGCGGGAAAGAACGGCGACUCGGUACGGGUAGUAGUCCGUGCCGGAGGACGCUGAUCCGAUACCCCAAACUUCUCGGGACAUAUGACUGAGUUUGAUUUCACAGAGGAAAGGGGAGGACGGCCAGGUUCAGGCUGUUGGCUUUAGGGUCCGAAUGUGCGAGCGCAUGUGGAGGAGGAUGCGGUCCAGGCCUCUGCGUGUGUCUCGGAGGAGCCGACUCCGGGGAGCCGGGGGACGCCUCCAGAGGUGGAUGCUCCGGGCUGUGACGGAGCCCUGUCUGCGGACCUCGCCGAGGCCCGGCAGCCGCAGCCGCAGUCGCGGCAGCAGCUUCCGCGAGGACCCGGCAGAGGGCCGGAGGGCCGGUUGUAUGAAGGAGACUCCCCGCCGCCCAGACACACAAAUGCACUGCCUCUCGCCCACUCUGGCUCUUUGUCAUCCAGACUGGGUGGAGGGGAAGAGGCCUGAGGUCAGAGAAGGGCUUGGCCUGAGAGGCCUUGGCAGUGACGAUCGAGCCCUCGUAGCUUGCCUUUGGAGGAGAAAGAAGACCAUCUUUCUCCACUUCAUCCACUCUCCUUCCAGGCAGGGGGGAAACUUCUCUUGAGACCUGUCAGGUGUGUAGAAGUUUCUAGCCUUGGUCCCAUUCUGCCAGUCUCUGAAAGGGCUUAUCAGAGAAGGAAUGGCUGUCAGGCACUUGCCACCCAUGGUCCAGGAAUCAGUGACCUUCAAGGACGUGGUCGUGCUCUUCACCCGGGACGAGUGGGCACAGCUGAGCCCUACUCAGAGGGCCCUUUACAGGGAUGUGAUGCUGGAGAACUACAGCAACCUGGUCUCACUGGGACUCUUAGGACCCCAGUCAGAUGUGUUUUCCCGACUGGGAAAAGGAGAAGAAUGGAUGCUGGAGGACACGUUGGGAAGCUUCUGUCUUGACUGGAUGACUAUGCCUGUGAGUAAGAACUCUCCUCCCAAGCCGGAUAUUCCUGAUCAGGACUUGGAUCAGUGGAUGAUAAAGGAAGGAUUCACUAGAGAUAACCACUGGAAAUACGAUUGCCAGUUGGAAUGGCAGCAUGGAGGCCAGGGGGUACUUGCUCACCAGAAGACCCCCUCUGUGCUCCACGCCCAGGCUGGGGAUGAACCUGGGAAGCAGUGCACUGUGAGCUCAUCUUUUGAUCAGAGUCAGGAAUUUCAAUCUAGCAAAAAAGCCUUUGAGUGUAGUGAGUGUGGAAAAGUCUUCACUAAAAGUUCAACCCUUAAUAAACAUCAGAAAGUUCAUACUGAAAAACUGAAUGCAAAUCGGAAAACUGUUAUUAAAGAGAAACGAUAUGAAUGUAGAGAAUGUGGGAAAGCCUUUCACCAGAGUACACACCUUAUCCACCACCAAAGAAUUCACACUGGCGAGAAACCGUACGAAUGUAAAGAAUGUGGCAAGGCCUUCUCUGUGAGCUCCUCACUCACUUACCAUCAGAAAAUUCACACCGGAGAGAAACCUUUCGAAUGCAACUUAUGUGGGAAAGCUUUUAUCCGAAACAUACACCUUGCCCACCAUCAUAGAAUUCACACUGGAGAGAAGCCUUUUAAAUGUAACAUAUGUGACAAAGCCUUUGUGUGCAGGGCACACCUUACCAAACACCAGAAUAUUCAUAGUGGAGAGAAACCUUAUAAAUGUAAUGAAUGUGGAAAAGCCUUUAAUCAGAGUACGAGUUUUCUUCAGCAUCAAAGAAUUCACACUGGAGAGAAGCCCUUUGAAUGUAACGAAUGUGGAAAGGCCUUCAGGGUGAACUCUUCCCUGACAGAGCAUCAGAGAAUUCAUACUGGAGAGAAACCUUAUAAGUGUAGCGAAUGUGGGAAAGCUUUCAGGGAUAAUUCAUCCUUCGCUCGACAUCGGAAAAUUCAUACCGGAGAGAAACCUUACAGGUGUGGUUUGUGUGAGAAAGCCUUCAGGGACCAAUCAGCCCUAGCCCAACAUCAGAGAAUUCAUACUGGAGAAAAACCUUACACGUGUAAUAUAUGUGAGAAAGCCUUCAGCGACCAUUCAGCCCUCACUCAACAUAAGAGAAUCCACACCAGAGAAAAACCUUACAAAUGUAAAAUCUGCGGGAAAGCAUUUAUUCGAAGCACACACCUUACUCAGCAUCAGAGGAUUCACACAGGAGAGAAGCCCUAUAAAUGUAAUAAAUGUGGGAAAGCUUUCAACCAGACUGCAAACCUCAUUCAGCAUCAGAGACAUCAUAUUGGAGAAAAGUGAUAGGAUUAUAGUUUAUAUGGCAGAACUUCGAGACCAAGUGUGUUAAUUAUUGAAUGUAAGCGAAUCCAUUCCAGAGAAUAGCCAUGAAAACUUCGGUGAAGAUGGAAUUUUUAUUUACAGAGAGUCAACCUUCACGGUACUGUGGGUUUGAGAAUUUAAGAAUGGCAUGCCCUCCUAGUUCAGAACUGCCUCAGUUGAAUAACAGUAAUGUUUAAUUAGUCUGAAUUAUCAAAUAUUGUAACCAAAAUGAAGCUUCAUUAACAACA
Molecule: messenger RNA, 2681 nt
Organism: Mustela erminea (ermine)
Lineage: Eukaryota; Metazoa; Chordata; Mammalia; Carnivora; Mustelidae
Gene: ZNF454
Product: zinc finger protein 454
Exons: 5
Coding region: 850-2415 (521 amino acids)
Biological process (GO): central nervous system development; regulation of transcription by RNA polymerase II
Cellular component (GO): nucleus
Molecular function (GO): DNA-binding transcription factor activity, RNA polymerase II-specific; RNA polymerase II cis-regulatory region sequence-specific DNA binding
Source: RefSeq, a predicted model, not a curated record